Messenger RNA from Cydia splendana, 6838 nucleotides. It is a transcript of the gene Frl, whose product is annotated as formin-like protein. Gene Ontology annotation, cellular component: cytosol. Gene Ontology annotation, molecular function: actin filament binding; small GTPase binding. Gene Ontology annotation, biological process: cortical actin cytoskeleton organization; regulation of cell shape; cell migration. The transcript has 17 exons. NCBI's taxonomy places the organism in Eukaryota, Metazoa, Arthropoda, Insecta, Lepidoptera, Tortricidae. The record is from RefSeq and is a predicted model, not a curated record. Bases 186 to 3443 code for a protein of 1085 amino acids.
CUCGUCCCACGGCAAGGAAGUCUGCUUCGCUUUUGUUGCAGUUUGUUGAUGAACGUCGGCUCGACCGCCGCUCGGUGUGAUGUGACUUGUUGAUUUAUUAAUCAGUGUUUAGUGCUGUUGUCUGUGAUAAAAAUGACCUGAUGCAUGGAAUAUGUGUUUAGUGUUUUUCAAGUGUUCAGUGUAAAAUGGGUUUGAUUACAUCGCGAGAGCAAACAAUGUUGGACGGGCCGGCAGUAGCGCCGGCCAAGAGUCACCAUGUGCGGCAGGCGUCGACUAGGAACCGCACCAAGCCGCCGAUGCCAGACAGAGAUGAGCUGGAGAACCGUUUCGUUAAAGUUCUGGCCUCAAUGGACCUACCGCCCGACAAGGCGAAACUACUUCGCAACUAUGACCUGGAGAAGAAAUGGGAGAUCAUCUGCGACCAGGACAUGGUCCAAGCCAAGGAUUCGCCCACGCACUACCUCAACAAACUCAGGACGUACCUCGACCCGAAGGCCUCCAGGAGUCACAGGAAACGGAAAAUGGUCGGCGACUCUACAUCCACACAAGUUCUUAGGGAUUUGGAAAUAUCACUCCGAACCAAUCACAUAGAAUGGGUUCGCGAGUUCCUGAACGAACAGAACCAAGGUUUGGACGUGCUGAUAGACUACCUCAGCUUCCGGCUCAGCAUGAUGCGGCACGAGCAGAGGAUAGCUCUCGCUCGGAGCCAGUCCAGCGACGGCAUCAACCAAGGUGCAAACACAACGACCUCCGACUGCAGCGCGCCGACCGACAACAGCUCCACACUGAACGCGUCGUGGCGGCGCCGCGCGCGCUCCACCGACGCCGAGUGCUCGGGCGCGGGCGCGGGCGCCGGCGCCGCCAGCCCCGCCGCCGCGCGCCGCCGCACGCGCCACGCCGCGCGCCUCAACAUGGGCGCCUCCACCGACGAUAUACAUGUCUGCAUCAUGUGCAUGCGGGCUAUCAUGAACAAUAAGUAUGGCUUCAACAUGGUAAUCCAACACCGAGAAGCCAUCAACAGCAUAGCUCUCUCCCUCGUCCACCAUUCGCUACGCACCAAAGCGCUAGUGCUGGAGCUCCUCGCCGCCAUAUGCCUCGUGAAAGGUGGACACCAGAUCAUAUUGUCGGCGUUCGACAACUUCAAGGAGGUCGCCGGCGAGCCGAGGCGGUUCCACACGCUCAUGGACUACUUUAUGAACUAUGAACACUUCCAUAUUGAAUUUAUGGUGGCGUGCAUGCAGUUCGUGAACAUCAUAGUGCAUUCGGUGGAGGACAUGAACUUCAGAGUGCACUUACAAUACGAGUUCACCUCGCUGAAGCUGGAUGACUAUUUGGAAAGGCUACGGAUGUGCGAGAGCGAGGAUCUGCAGGUCCAAAUAUCGGCGUACCUCGACAACGUUUUCGACGUUGCGGCCCUUAUGGAAGACAGCGAGACGAAAACGGCCGCACUUGAAAAGGUCAACGAACUGGAGGACGAGUUGGGACACGCCCACGAGCGCCUAGCAGCGCUCGAGCGAGAGGCGAUAGCGAAAUUGGCUACGCUAGAAUCCGAACUGGCCAGCGUACGCCAGGAACGCGACCAGCUGGCCGAGGCGCGUCGGCAAGUAGUGGAAGAGGUAUCAACGCUAAGACGGGCGCAGCAGGAUUCCAGAAACAGGCAGUCUAUGCUGGAGUCGAAGGUUCAGGAGCUGGAAUCCUUGACCAAGUCGCUGCCACGAGGGGCGUCAAUGGGCGCUAUAUCCUCCCACGCUCUCUGCAACGGUACCAACGGCACCAGCGGCACCACAAACGGCACGCACACCCCCAACGGCCCCUCCUCCCCGCUCCCCAACGGCUUCACCAAGCCCGCCCCCCCUCCCCCCGCGCCUAAACCCCCGCCAGCCCCCGUGGCACCCCCGCCACCACCCCCGCCUCCGCUAGUACCGUGUGCUCCCCCACCCCCACCCGCGCCUGGGCUAAUGAUGCCCCCGCAACAUACAGAUGCCAUGACGAUAAAGAGGAAGGUGGACACCAAGUAUAAGCUGCCUACGCUGAAUUGGAUAGCUUUGAAGCCUAACCAGGUUCGAGGCACAAUAUUCAACGAGCUAGACGAAGAGCGGCCACGAAACAGGAUAAACUUCUCAGAGUUCGAAGAGAAAUUCCGCAUCGGCGGCCCCUGUGGCGUCGGAGUGGACUCCUGCGACAACGACACGUUGGCUUCCUUCCCGAGCAAGAGGUUCAGGAGGCCUGACACUGUGUCGCUGUUGGAACACACGCGGUUACGGAACAUAGCAAUAUCCCGAAGAAAACUCGACAUACCCGUCGAGAAAGUAAUCCUAGCGGUCAACAACCUCGAUCUCAAACAACUGCCACUAGAAAGCGUCGAAAUCCUCCAACGGAUGGUGCCUACCGAAGCCGAACAGAAGGCCUACAAAGAAUACUUAGCUGAGAAGAAAAAUAUCAACUUACUAACGGAGGAAGAUAAAUUCCUUAUGCAACUAGCGAAGGUAGAAAGGAUUUCAGCUAAAUUGUCUAUAAUGAGUUACAUGGGCAAUUUCUUCGAUAACAUCCAUCUAAUAACGCCUCAAAUCCAUGCGAUAAUCUCAGGGUCUUCCUCAGUGAAAUCCUCACAGAAAUUAAGAAAUGUCCUAGAGAUUAUCCUCGCUUUUGGUAACUACUUGAACAGUAGUAAGCGGGGCCCGGCCUACGGAUUCAAACUGCAGUCAUUGGACACGCUUAUGGAUACGAAGUCAACAGAUAAGAGGAUAUCGCUGUUGCAUUAUAUCGUGGGGACUAUUAGGCAGAACUUCCCGGAGUUGAUGAACUUUGAUUCAGAGUUGAUGUAUAUUGACAAGGCUGCUCAAGUGUCCCUGGAGAACGUGGUGUCCGACGUGACGGAGCUGGAGCGCGGCAUGGAGGCGGUGCGGCGCGAGUGCGAGGCGCGCGAGGCGCACCGCGCCGCCGCCCCGGCGCCGCACGUGCGCGACUUCCUCAACAACGCGCACGACAAGCUGCGCCGCACGCGCACCGAGGCCAAGCUGGCGCAGGACGCGUUCGCGGCGUGCGUGGAGUACUUCGGCGAGGCCCCGCGCGGCGUCGACGCCAACGCUUUCUUCUCGCUGCUCGUGCGAUUCACGAGGGCGUUCAAGCAAGCGGACACAGAGAACGAACAACGCCGUAGGCUCGAACAAGCCGCCCAACAAGACUACGUGGACCCUGCCAAGACGAGGCAGGCGCAGAAGAAACAACAGGAGGCUGUAAUCAACGAACUAAAAACGAAAUCGCAAGCCGUCGGGGAGAAGAAACUUCUCCACCAAGACGAAGUAUACAACGGAGCGCUAGAAGACAUCCUACACGGGCUUCGAAGCGAGCCCUACAGGCGCGCAGACGCCGUGCGGAGGUCGCACCGUCGGCGCAUCAACUCCCACAGACUCUCUAAAGGACUAGAGGAGCUAGACGUAUGAUACGAGCCCACCUCCAGUGACCAACUGGAAAACGCCUCUGUCUUAGACGCUGUCAGAUCAAUAAACGCGCGCUGCGACGAUAAAUUAAAGAAAAAGAAGAGAAAAGAUUUAGAAAUGGUACAUAAGAAACAAACUAUAGCUAUUUACAACAUCGAUGAUGAUUUCUCCGAUUUCACCACCAACACCGUCCGGAAACACAAAUCGUCCCCGUACAGAGUCGCCCCGACCGAAUGCGAGGUCGAGGAGCGGUGCGAUCUUAUAAAAUCGACGUAUGACGUCAUUUCGAAAUAUACGCGAGCGAUGUUCGACAAGCAAAACGAAACGGUCGUCUAAACGUGCCUAAUAGUUAAUAAAGUUCGUCUAAGCUCUUUGCACUUGGUAAGGAACAGUGUGGAAACGCCAACAUGUACGACCCUUUGAACGCCACGCCUAUCGUGCGCGGCGCGCCAUUUUGAACCUUGUUAGCAUGCACGAAGGUUGAUAUUGGGCUGUGGCCGCGCGCGUCAUUUGACGUCUUUAGCGGUCAAAAAGUUAAUAAAUGACGCUUAUAAUGGCGUGCCACAUUUUGUCACUGCCAGCUUAGCUUACGGACUAUACCCCCGCUUGCACUCGCGACAGUGUUGCAAGCCUUAAAAAAUAACCCUAUUUAUUUUAUCGUUGGUGAAACCACUUUUUAAUAAUAGUUAGCGGAGCUAACGAAAAUCUAUCGCGAGUGCAAUUAGGGUUCAUUUGAUACGCCUGAAUUUCAUUCCAUUGCUACUCGAAAGUAUUUUGCUACGGACAAUUUACAAGUUUAUUUUGAUACACACGCUUAGCUUAGACGUUUUUGUAGCGCCCGGCUCUAGUGCUAUCUCUUGUUCGCACAAUACAAAAAAGAGAGACGGCAUCAUAGACCAAAUGGGCAUCUUAGUACCGCUAGAUAAAGGCCUUUAAAAACUUUACGCACAUUUUUGUAAGCGUAUUUUGAAAGGAUGUAAUUUCUACUAUUUAUAAUCGUAUAAGUAAUAUUACAGUGUCCUUAAUAUGUAUUAACAAUAUAUACAUAAUACAUAUAAUAUUUAACGCAAGGUAUCUUUCGUAUAAACGAAUUAGUAUAAAAUUUACUAUAUAUGCAUUUAUAUAUUCCUAGCAUUUGUACGUAACAAUAUUGUGAUAGUUCAAAAUAUGUAGCAUUUACUCAUUUAAUUUUCAUAACAUCAACUGGUUUGAGUGUAGAAAAUACAUUUUAAUUUAAUUGUUUAGGAGUACUACUUAUAUUUUUAUAAUGAUAGUCCACAUCAGAAAUGGAUCUUAGCUAAAACCCCUAAAUAAGAUAUAGUCAGCUGCAUACAAAAAAUUAAAACUAUUAAGGGAUGUUUACCAUAUAACUUUGCUGACUACACGUGCGCAAGUAUUGCCUUUAGUUUCGUACAUCAACCCUUUGAACGAAACGCCUUUUAUAUGCACACGAGAUAAUAAACCUUAUUGGAAUGCAUAAAGGUUGAUAUUACACUGUAACCGAGCGCGUCGGUUGACGUCUUUAGCAGUCAGAGGGUUAAGGUUUUUUAGUUAAAUCCUUAGCGUCAAUGUCCACAUUUGAGCAAUGUAUAGUUUUGAGAUAGACUCUCAUGUUAAGUAUUGUGUAUUUUUGAGACAUGACAUAGAUUGUAAUUAUUUAUAAGUUUCGAUUCCAAUUAGAUUAAGUUUAAUAUAUAUGAGAAUUAUGUUCAAUAUGCCUCUAAUUUUGAAAUAUAUAAUGAUUAUAAUUUGGUAUAUCCGAAAGUAAAUUUUAAUUUGUUACGAUCUGAAUUGCAUCUCGAAUAAGUUAAUUUUAAUUAAUUUAUAUAUUUUUUGUGUAAAUAUUUGUUUUAUAAUUGCAAUAGUACCAAGUUUUAUAUCAUUUUAUUGUAAAUAUAGUAUUUUCGUAUAAAUAUUGGUUGAAACCGAAAUAGAUUUGAGUUUACGCACUUUAUUAUUAUAAGUAUAAAUUAUACGUUAUUAAGAAUAAACAAGUUGGUACUUUUGCAAAGUAAUUAUAAUUCGUAUUGCUAUUUUAUGAAUAUAAUUUAAUAUAUAACGCACUAAAUUUUAGGCUGAGUAUACAAUAGUCACAUUGACAAAAUAACCCCGGUGUAUUGCGCGCUACUGGGGAAUACGUUGUGUUUUUUUGUUGUACCUAAGGUUUGCUUGCAAGUUGAUUGCUAUCAGGAGUAGGUAGAUAUGUUGGCUAGUCAUAUAAAAACUAUGACAUUACGUAAUCAGAGACAUGGGAAACAAUUACUAAACUACUUUAGUAAUUGAUAAAAGACUUGAAAACUUUUCCAAUCGAACCUCCCUAAAUGUGGUCCUGUAUUGACAUAUAGAUUGGAUGGAACUAUUACUAUAGUAUAACCGGCUGUUGGGAAUUGCUAACUUUCCUCACUUAUAUCCCAAAUAGGUAUGUUCAAUCUCUAAACGUUACAAUGGUUGGUUCAAAAGUUUAAUUUCUUUAGCUUUAAAACUUGCAAGUUUCUUGUAUAGCAAUCAACAUGCACUGAAUAAAACAUUAACUAUUCUGGCUUACAUUUAAAACGUAGUAAACGGCUAAGUCAAAAUGUAAAAGAAAAAGUUUAUAACACAUUCACUGCCAACACGAGCUACGCGCUAUGAGCGUAGCCUAUAACACGGGUUAAACCGUAUGUGGAAAAAAGCGCCUACGCAAAGAGAACCCGCCUAGCGGGUCGGGGGCAGUGAAUGUGUUAAAAAUAUAAAUGAAUACAGGGUUAGUAACGGACGGCGCACAUAUGUUGACGGUUGAAGGAUUUCAGAAACCACCUAUUUGAGUAAUUAUUAAUUACUAUUAAGUAAUAAUUAAUUAAUUACGAUUUUGUGUCAAGUUAUGUUUCAAAGGUUAUUGCCGCACUUUUUUAUUGCAGAUGUGGUAAAUACUUCUUUUGAUUGUCAUUUAACUUUGAAAUAAUGUUGCAACUCUUUUGGACGCCAAUAUAAAAUACAUACAUUUUGUCCAACAAUUUUAUCAAUAUUAUGAAACCAUUUGUAGGCAAUUAGCGAUGCUCUCGUGGUAAAGGCGAUUUAAAAAAUAAUAAUGUAAACUGUCUGUGUGUACUGGCGGGAGCUUGCACCAAACCGUGAUGAGUGGCGGAAGAAAGGGGAGGCCUUUGCCCAGAUGUUUGCAAGUUUUCUAUUUGAUAAAUUUCAUCAAAAUCCUUUUAGUAAGUAGCUCUUGGAAAGUUUAUCCACAUCUGCAGUAAAAAGUGUGCAGUUUUGGUAGAAGUUUAUAAUAAUGUUUUCUGUAUAGUUAUAUUCGUAUGUGAUGUAUACCUGAGAGUUUUAAUCAGUUCUUCAUAGUUUGUAUCGCAUGUACGCUAGUGUUAGAAACAGUAUUCAGUGAUGCAAUAAAACAUACAUUUACAGUA